This is a messenger RNA of Carassius carassius (crucian carp), 3192 nucleotides long. Its product is annotated as NACHT, LRR and PYD domains-containing protein 3-like. Bases 71 to 3022 code for a protein of 983 amino acids. The record is from RefSeq and is a predicted model, not a curated record. Gene Ontology annotation, molecular function: protein binding. Lineage: Eukaryota; Metazoa; Chordata; Actinopteri; Cypriniformes; Cyprinidae. The transcript is spliced from 9 exons.
UCAAAGCAAUAAUAUCAGAUUUUGGACCAGAAGAAGCUCACAGUAGGCAUCCUGAGAAAGAUGAACCAGAAUGAUGGCUGAACAGCUGGGAAAUCAACAAAAUCAAGCUCAGAGUGAGGGUGAUAUGAAAACAUCUGUCCCUGUUGGAGCAUUCAACACCACUGUUGAUGUGAAAGCUGAGACAAGAGCAAAUGUAAUUGCUCCUGUAAUCACUGGAAACAAUUUUAACGACAAAGUGACCAUCAACUGCACGAUACAGCUUGAGAAAUCCCAAGACACAGAGAAAAAUAAAGGAAAACAAGCUGCAGUGGACCAUGAAGCUGCUGUUCAUGAUUACACAGAGAUCAGCAUCAGACUGAAGAAGAAAUUAAAACAGGACUACCAACGGAUAUUGAUUGGUAAUUCACAGAAGGGUCAUCAGCAGAACCUGAAUGAUAUAUACACUGAUCUAUAUGUGGUGGCGAAUGAGACUGGAGGAAUAGAGAGUGAACAUGAGGUGAUACAGAUGGAAUCAAGUCACAACCGAUUUACCAUUGACACACCAAUCAAAUGCAAUGAUAUAUUCAAAGUCCAGAGUGAUAUGAGCAAACAAAAAAGAGUGCUGACGAUGGGAAUUGCAGGGGUGGGAAAAACUGUCUCCGUCAAUAAAUUCAUCCUUGACUGGGCUGACGGAAAAGAAAAUCAGGAUAUAGUCUUCAUUUAUCCACUCCCAUUUCGUAGACUGAAUUUGAUUAAAAAAGAGUUCAGUCUUUUAGGUCUGCUUAACAAAUGCUUCUUUAGUAGUCCUGAUGAACUGCCCUCUCUUCCUGAAGGGGAAGGUAAAGUCGUGUUCAUCUUUGAUGGGCUGGAUGAAUGUAGCUUCCCUUUGAGCUUUAAAGAUGAUGACAGCAUUAAAGAUGUUAAUGAAGAAAAAGAAGUGAGUAUCAUUAUAACAAGCCUGAUGAAGAGAAAGCUGGUUCCCUCUGCUCACAUUUGGAUCACAUCAAGACCAGCAGCUACCAGUCUGAUACCCCGAGAUUACAUUGAUCAGGUAACAGAGGUGCGAGGAUUUAACGAUGAGCAGAAAGAGCAAUACUUCAACAAAAACAGCAGUGCUGAAGUUGCUGGAAACAUCAUCCGUCACAUCAGGAAAUUCAGGAGUCUGUACAUCAUGUGCCACAUCCCCGUCUUCUGCUGGAUCUCUCUCAUUGUUCUUCGGCCUCUGCUGGUUAAAAAGGGUAAUGACAAGACUCCCACAACUCUCACAGGGAUGUACACAAACUUUGUACUUUCUCAGAUACAGCAGAUGAAAAAUAAAUACAGUGAUGAUCCUUUCAAAGAGAUUAUUUUGAAGCUUGGGAAACUGGCGUUUUAUAAGCUGAUGGAAGGAAAGCUGAUUUUCUACAAAAAAGAUCUUGAGAAGUAUGAAUUAGAUGUCAGUAAAGGGUCAGUGUUCUCUGGGUUAUGCACCGAGAUCUUUAAGGAAGAAAAAUCCUUUUUAGAAACAAAUAUUUACAGCUUCGUACAUCUUAGUGUCCAGGAAUUCCUUGCUGCUCUCUACACAACUUUGAUUGACAAAGAGGAGAAAGAAAAAAUAUUUUUUCAAUCCUACAUAGAAAAACUGACAUGGAAAUUCUCUAAAAGGCCACUGUUUCAAAUUCAUAAGGCUGCAGUCAAGAAGGCUUUAAAAAGUGAGAAUGGACACCUAGACCUUUUCCUUCGGUUCCUGCUGGGUCUUUCACUGGAGUCCAAUCAGAGUGACAUAAAAGAACAACUGCCAGAACUAGAGCUCAAAUCAGAGAACAUGACAUACUCUGCUGACUAUAUCAAAAAGAAAAUAGAGACGGAGAAAUCAGUAGAAAGAACCAUCAAUCUAUUCUACUGUCUGACUGAAAUGAAAGUUGACUUAGUUGAGGAAAUCCAGAAGAAUCUUAGCUUAGGAAAACUUUCAGCACAGAAUCUCUCCUCUGUUCAGUGGUCUGGUCUGGUUUUUGUGCUCCUGAUGUCAGAAGAGACUCAAGAGAAAUUUGAGCUGCAGAAAUACAGAAUAUCUGAUGAAGCAGUGAUGAGACUGCUGCCUGUGAUCAAAAACACCAGAAGAGCAAUGCUACAUAACUGCAACCUCACUACUCAUUGUUGUAAGAGUUUGUCUUCAGUUCUAAAUUCCUCAGUCUCUGUCCUGAGAGAGCUGGACCUGACCAACAAUGACCUGAAGGAUUCUGGAGUGAAGAUUCUGUCCAAUGGACUGAAGAGUCCAAACUGUCAGCUGGAGAUUCUGAGAUUGUCUGGCUGUAUGGUGACAGAGGAAGGCUGUGGUCAUGUGUCUUCCGCUCUGAGUUCAAACCCCUCACACCUGAUAGAGUUGGAUCUGAGCUACAAUCACCCAGGAGAUUCAGGAGUGAAGCUACUCUCUGAGAAACUGGACGAUCCAAACUGCUCACUGGAAAAACUCAAUGUGGAUAAUGGAGGAGUGUCCAUGAUUACAGCUGGACUACAGAAAUAUGCCCGUUUUCUCACGCUGGAUCCAAACACAGCACACACUGAACUAGUUUUCUCUGAGGAGGACAGAAAGGUGACAAAUGUGAGAGAGAAACAGUCAUAUCCUGAUCAUCCAGACAGAUUUGAUAAUGUGUGUCAGGUGUUGUGUAGAGAGAAUGUGUGUGGACGCUGUUACUGGGAGAUUGAGUGGAGUGGACGAGAUGGUGUGCGUGUAUCAGUGUCAUAUAAGAGCAUCAACAAAAAGGGAACGGGUGUUCAAUCUGAGUUUGGAUGUAAUGAUCAGUCCUGGAGUUUGUUCUGCUCUUCUGAAAGAUACAUAUUCAGACACAAUGACAAAUAUACUGAUCUCCCUGCAGAGAACAUCAGCAGUAGAAUAGGAGUGUAUGUGGAUUACAGCGCAGGAACUCUGUCCUUCUACAGCGUCUCUGACACAACGAGACUUAUUCACACAGUCCAGACCACAUUCACUCAGCCGCUCUAUCCUGGGUUUAUGGUUUAUCCUGGGUUUAAAGUUGGUUAUGAAUCAUCAGUGAAACUGUGUUGAUGAAUCAAAAUAAACUGACGAGAGGUUCUACUCAUAAUGCUUUGAGCUAGAUGAUAAAUCAGUAACAGUGAAAUGUUAUAGUCUCUCCAUGACUUUAAUACUGCAACUGAAAUUCUAUCACUGAAAUAACAUGUCUGAAUAAAUUUGUGUAAUAAAUCCUUAUAUAGACA